Halteromyces radiatus is the source of this 889-nucleotide messenger RNA. Its product is annotated as GPR1/FUN34/yaaH family-domain-containing protein. Gene Ontology annotation, molecular function: acetate transmembrane transporter activity. The coding region runs from base 123 to 779 and encodes 218 amino acids. The transcript has 3 exons. Lineage: Eukaryota; Fungi; Mucoromycota; Mucoromycetes; Mucorales; Cunninghamellaceae. The record is from RefSeq and is a predicted model, not a curated record. Gene Ontology annotation, cellular component: plasma membrane.
AAAAAACUUAAUCAAGGUUUCACAUAUAAAAACAAGUCUUUCCUUUCUUUUUUUUUGGAUCUAAAGGUGUAUUCUCUUUUGUCUUCCUUUUUUUUUAAUUUCAUUUCUUUUCACCCUCUAUCAUGUCUAUUGAAGUCAACGAUAUUGAAUCCAAGUUCCAAGUUGUGUCAGCACCUCCUCCUCCUGUUGCACCAGUAGUGAUUGCUAACCCAGGACCAUUGGGUUUGAGUGCAUUCGCUUUAACUACAUUUGUCUUGUCACUUCACAAUGCAGGUGCUGGACUCGCUCCUACUUCGCCUCAUGGUGUGGUUACAGGCCUUGCAAUGGGCUACGGUGGAUUAGUACAAUUACUUGCUGGCAUGUGGGAAUUUAGAACUGGUAACACCUUUGGUGCUACUGCAUUCUCUAGUUAUGGUGGUUUCUGGCUAUCUUUUGGCAUGAUGUUCAUUCCUUCAUUCAAUGUCAUCGAUAGCUAUAAAGGUGAUACAGUGACUCUGAACAAAUCGUUGGGCUAUUAUCUCUUGGGUUGGACUAUCUUUACCGGUGUGAUGCUGAUUGCCUGUCAUCGUUCGACAGUAGGUCUUGUUGCUCUCUUCUUUAUGCUCUUCAUCACCUUUGUACUUUUGGCAGCGGCGAAAUUCAACGGUAGCAUUGUCACACAGCAAGCAGGAGGUGUACUAGGCUUAAUCACUGCAUUUAUUGCUUGGUAUAAUGCUCUCAGUGGUUUGCUCACCAAAGAAUCUUCUCAUUUUACUUUACCUGUUGGUCGCUUAGCUUAGAAAAAAAAAUAAUAAUUUUUUUUACCCCUUUUUUUUCUUCCCCUAUCCUAAUAUUAUAACGUUAAAUUUUUUUUUUCCAUUUUCAAUAAAAAGAUAUCUUUAAACCCUCA